Messenger RNA from Orbilia oligospora ATCC 24927, 3165 nucleotides. RefSeq lists its product as uncharacterized. NCBI's taxonomy places the organism in Eukaryota, Fungi, Ascomycota, Orbiliomycetes, Orbiliales, Orbiliaceae. Bases 1 to 3165 code for a protein of 1054 amino acids. The record is from RefSeq and is a predicted model, not a curated record. The transcript is spliced from 6 exons. Gene Ontology annotation, cellular component: membrane.
AUGGAUCCCGAAUCGAGCUUGAACCCGUCCCCUCCCAGAAAGCAGCGUCAGCUUCAUCACAUCCGCAUUCCCCAACGAGACGCGAGCAUUGGAGGAGCUUCUUUAUCAUCCCCAUCAACAUCGCCUCGGACGAAUUCUCAUUCACAUUCCCAACAUCGGCGCCAGCUCUCAUCUGCGACCGCGACUGUGACUGCGAGUGGAAGUGCGACGGGAAACAGCCCGCCAGCAUUACGUGUGCGAAAAGGGAAAGGUCGCGUUGAGACUGAAUCAGAACCAGAACCAACCUCCCCGGCAGUGGCAGCAGCAGCAGCAGCUUAUCGAGAAGCGACAGCUGCCAAGCAGCAGCAGCGCAGCCCAAGUGCAAAACACCAGCCCAACAUCGAGCCGCGUAGAAGCUCCCUGAACGCUUCUAAGCCCGUCUUCACCAGAGCCGACGAUCGAGGUCCCCUGCAGAAACUGCAGCUUGAACUCCAACGGAUUGGUAAAGAAGAAGGCCUGAUCGGUCCAGAAUCUACUUCGAACGGCACUGGAGUCACGCGAACACUCUCUAGAAAACAAGCACAGCGGCUUUUGCGAAGCACUGAGGUUCCUUCCAAACAAACUGCAAUUGCCCAUCCCGAUUCGCCCACGGGAACCGAGGCAUCACCACCGUCGGCUUUCAAACCAAGUCACGUAGGACGGUCUGCUUCUCUCUCUACGCCGUCUCAAGCAUCGGAAAGCAAGCGUCGCUAUUCUGCAUCAUUCGCUGAACGAGCUCGACAAGAACAGGAACAGGGAACUGUCAGAAAACACAAGGAACCAAUCGGAUUCGCAGUCAUGGAUACUCUACCUCCUCCACCUACUGGCCGUUCGGGGGGAUCCCAUACGCCCGUAUCAGCCAGGAGUAUCAAUGGGCGCUCCAUCAAUGGAGAGCCGUCUAGAAUUGAGCCCAAGGUCGUAGAUCGCCAUAAGGGACGAUUCCAUCUCCACCACCAUAAAAAGGAAGGCGAGCUUCCUCUACCGCAUCGAGAAGGGCUGUAUCUAGAUGUCGGAGAGGAGCCUCAAUGGCCCUCAAAUUGCGCCCAUGUCUGUCUCAGCGACCUCGAGUUGGUCGAUGAAGGACCUGACGUCCCUGCCGUGCCUAUAUCUUCUGGGUUUGUUCCCCCUUUGAAAAUCAGAUGUGGACCGUUACUUCGCUAUACCGGCCUGCGGCAAGAAGAUGGACUCGAGAUAUGGCGUGGCUCUAUUCUCAUCGUCACUAAAGACGACGAGUCGACCUAUGAGCCAAUCCCACAUAUACGUCUAUUCGGACAAGGUGGUGAAAUACCAAACCCAGCGGCGCCUGCGGACGAAGUUACCGAAAUACCAGCAAUCAAUGCCGUCGGAGAAACCCAGCAGGUCCGCCGUGCCUCUACUAUCUCAAGCGCGAGCGCAUUUUCUACCUCAGACCUGAACAGGGACGGUGGUGACGAAUUGCCACCCUCUCUACGUUAUAACUUCGGACCAGCGAAAAAUCCACCAAAGCGCGGUGGAACCGAUCGUUUUAGGAAAGACGGAGAGAGACAGGGAAAAGCAAAGGACUAUCCGGCGGAGAAGGUACAUGCUGAAAAAGGUACAACAUUCUGGCGAUUCAACCUCGAGAUUGAAUUAGGUGCCGAAGAGCAGCGAAUUGCAUACCGAGUAAACAAUGGAGGGCUACUCGCAUUCUACGUCCCUGCUGCAAAUCAAACAAUGAACAUUAUGUUCCACAGCUGUAAUGGGUUCAGUAUGGCUGUAGACCCAAACAAAUUUUGUGGCCCGGACCCUCUGUGGCGAGACGUUCUGCGAAAUCACUAUAAGAAGCCUUUCCACGUCAUGCUUGGUGGAGGUGAUCAGCUCUACAACGACUGUGUAUCGGUGCAAUCACCAAAGUUCAAGGCGUGGCUCGCGAUCAAGGAUCAGCAUGUCAAGGACAACACUCCAUUUGACCAUGAAUUCCAGGAAGAGCUAGAGACAUUCUACUUAAACCGUUAUUGUCUAUGGUUCUCUCAGGGAUUAUACGGUGUAGCAACUACUACGAUCCCUUCGGCAAACUGCUACGAUGACCAUGACAUUAUUGAUGGAUUUGGGUCAUACCCGGAGGCAUUCAAUGGCUGCCCGGUAUUUGCUGGUCUAGGUACCGUGGCAUUCAAAUACUACAUGCUAUUCCAGCACCAUACAACGGUGUCGGAGGGCGAACCAAUAGAGCCAAGUUGGGUACUCGGUGCCCAGCCGGGCCCGUACAUUCAAGAGCCAUCACGAAGUACCUUCAUGUUCCUCGGUCGCAGGGUGGCCUUUAUGGCCCUUGACUGCAGAACGGAACGUACUCGUGACCUUCUGUUGACCAACGAAACAUAUACCCGUAUUUUCCAAAGACUAGAGCAGGAGAUCAUACUAGGACAGACCAAGCACCUCAUCAUAUUGUUGGGUGUACCUAUCGCCUACCCAAGAUUAGUUUGGUUGGAGAACAUUUUGACUUCUUCAUUGAUGGAUCCGAUCAAGUAUAUUGCUAGCAAACGGACGGACGGAACACUAAAUGGAUUCCUCAAUAAGUUUGAUGGUGGUGUAGAGUUACUUGAUGAUAUGAUGGACCAUUGGACCGCCCGUGGUCAUAAGAGAGAGAGGAAUUGGUUGAUUUUGGAGCUGCAAAAGCUGGCUGCGGCUAAAGACUGUCGAGUGACCUUCUUAGGUGGUGACGUUCAUUUGGGGACAUUUGGGCAUUUCAUCUCUAGGUCGGGACUAAAGAUCCCCAAGGUUAACGACUACAGAUAUAUGGUCAAUGUCGUUUCGUCAGCUAUCGUCAAUACUCCUCCACCAAACGCACUAGCCGACCUACUCAAUAAGAGAAACAAAAUCCAUAAGCUCCAACGAGACACUCACGAGGAGCAAAUCAAAAUAUUCUUCACGGAUCCGAAGGGCAAGAAGCGUAACAAUAAUACCACCUUACCUGCCAGGAACUACUGCCGCAUCAGCGAAAACCAGACGGGAAGCCAUGUUGGCGAGUACACCGACAUUACCAAGCCUGUAGAGGCCGAAAAGGAAACGGAUAUCGACUUCAGGGGCGGCCUUGACUUGGUCAUCAACUUCGAAGUCGACCAGACCGAUCCGCACGGACAUACCAAAGCGUACGGAUUCACGACCCCAGUUCUGCAGAGGCGCGAGGCGUAG